Penicillium paradoxum is the source of this 894-nucleotide messenger RNA. RefSeq lists its product as uncharacterized. Bases 1 to 894 code for a protein of 297 amino acids. The record is from RefSeq and is a predicted model, not a curated record. Lineage: Eukaryota; Fungi; Ascomycota; Eurotiomycetes; Eurotiales; Aspergillaceae. Gene Ontology annotation, molecular function: protein binding. The transcript has a single exon.
AUGUCUUUAUUCUCUCUUCCAACCGAAUGUCUUCUUAAUGUGAUCUCCUUGUUGGAUCAUGCAUCCGAUCUCAAUGCUGUGACAAAAACCUGCAAGUUUCUCCGUGCUCUCGCCAACCAAGAUCUUUAUACGCGAUUCUCCGGAAAAUGUAGUUCAGAAACCUUGGACAGAUUACUCCGCAAUGGCGAAGCAUUGGCUUUACGUCGGUUGCUUGAGCAUGGAGUAGACUUCACAAAAUCCCUGCCUCACAGUACUAUCAACAUGAUCCUGGAUGCAAUCGGAAAAGGAAAUCUCGAAAUCAUUCGCCUCGUGCUUGACAUAGAUCCCGCCUGUGUGAACCAGACAGGGAGUGUUCUGGGACUGGCGCCAAGCAGGAUGUUCCUUCCUGCUCAUUUGCCGCUUCUGAUGGCCCUGAUAAAUGGUCAAAUGGAUAUUGCAGAGUUCCUGAUUUCACGAGGAGCUCGAGCAGACCCUAGCCCCGAGUUGGAAAAGCGCGGGGCACUAUGUAGCGCAGCUUGGUGUGGCAAACUGGUCGCAGUCGACUUUCUUGUCAAAAGAUUGCAAUACGACGUCAAUUUCUCCUAUAACGAAUACUCGCCCUUUUAUCAGGCUGUCGAGAAGAGUCACUGGCAUGUGGCAUCUUAUCUUCUUGAAGCUGGAGCGGAUCCAUUGGCCGACUGGGCUGGACAGAGUUCAUCGAAUUUGCUGAGUAGAAAAGAUCAAAAGAAGCUGCGCCGAGCUUUUGCCUCACUCUUGUUGCAACUUCAGGCAGAUCCUACACAAUCCAAAUCCAAGGAUGGCUGGAACAGAGUGGUAAAAGUUGAUAAGAUUACGGCUUUUGUUAAGAAAAUGGUUGAAGCGUUCGAUGCUCUUGGUGAGAAUAAUGACGUGUGA